UCUUCCACAUGGCCUCCAACGAGGCAGAAACAGGAGCGUGUGUUUGAGCCCGAGCAGCCUGAGAGUGUAAGAAGAACGAGGAGAGGCCAAACGCCGUGUUAUAUGCGCAACUCGCACUUUAAUAAUCACGUGAGAUGGGUAAAAGUAAAACCACUAAAUUUAAACGUCCGCACUUCAACUCAGUCGGGCUGCCGGUGACUGCGGUGAAGGAAGCAGACGGUGACGAGGAAGAGCAUGGUGACGAUAGCUGUCCGGCUGCGGAGUUCCUGGAGAAAUUGCAGAGUCCCAGCGCUGAUGUGCGAGAGUUUGCAUGUGCCAGUAUUUCUCGGGUGGUGCAGCAGAGUCAAACCAUCCCAGGUUUCCUCCAGAGGGAUGCUGUUAGGCGCCUGGGGCCCAUGCUGCUGGACCGCAGCCUGGCUGUCAGAGAGACUGCCACUGGGGCGCUCAGGAAUCUGAGUGUAUGUGGAGGUCAGGAGGUGUGUGAGGACAUGGUGAAGCACGACGUCAUGACUCCUUUGACAGCACUGCUUAGAGAGUGCUGUGCUAGUUUUGAAAGUGCUGUGGUGUCGAUGAAAGACCAGAAUAAUGCAGUGGAGGAUGUAGCCAACGAAGCUGUAAACUUACUGUGGAAUCUAUGUGAGAGCAGCAGCCAGGCGCUGUUUGUGUUUAACAAAUCGGGUCUCUUGGAUGUGGUUGUCCAGUGUCUGGAGAAACACCCACACAACACUGAACUAGCCAUAUCUGCUGCCCACUGCUUGCACACUGUGACUGAGGAUAACCCAGAGCUGCUCUGUAGUAUGAACGCUGCUGUGCUCGGAGCCCUGGAGAAUGUGCUGCUGUCAUCUCAGCAAGGCGUGACACAAACCCUCCUCAGGACACUGGCUGCAGGGACGCUGUGGAAUAUGAAGGGAAGUCUGCCUGCUGCCCGUCAGGCCGAGACCCUCAACGCUGUGGUGGCUACCUUAUCGCAGUGCUUGGAUUUGGACGCAGGUAUGCUGAUACCUGAACUCAGACAAGCAGAGGAGCUUCGUCACAAAAAUGCCCCGGCUGUGUCUGACGCUCCAGAAGAGUUUGCUGAGGAGGAGAUGAUCGAAGAGGAAGAAGCACCUAAACAGAAGAGGAAUGGAAAAGCUGUGAAAGUUGAUAAUGACUUCUCUGACCUCCUGCCUAGGGGUAAGGAGGAGCUGAGGGAGGCAACGGCCUUGCUGACAGCCCAGCAAACGUCCUUGGAGAUCAUCGUCAACAUGUGCUGUUCUGAUGACCCUUCUGAUGAUGAGUGGGAGGAGGAAUCGAGCAGUGAUGAAAGCGACAUGGGUCCUGAUGGCCUUUGUGAUGGAGUGUCCAAUCUGAUGUCUCCAUUGUGCUUGUCAGCUGAAGUUCAAGGGGCUUUAAUCAACCACAGCAUACCACAAAAGGUUCUCAAGAAGACAGAGUUCCCUAAAAAGGAGGCUGUGGAUUUGUGCCAUGAGAAUCCCUCCUGGAGAGGCCUGAUAAAAAAGAUGCAGCGUGUUCAAUCCCGGGCACUGACGUGCCUCCAUAGCAUCCUCUCCACCAUGGAUGCAGAGUCUCUGGGUGGUGCGACAGCCCUGCAGGGAGCAGCCCAGCACCUCUCCUCGCUGGUCUUUGGAGCUGCAGAGAUUCCCAAAGAUGAGGAGUUCCUAGAGGCCGUCAUCAGCGCCAUGCGGUCUCUUUUGCAGAUAAUCGCCUCCAAAAAUAUCCCCCAGUGUAUGACCCCCCAGCAGCUGAUGAGCUUGAGCGAAGCAGCCACCCGCUGUGAUGUUGUCAGCGUGAGGGUCAACGCCGUCGCCAUUCUUGGCAUCACUGGCAGCACAUUAGCCAAAGAGAAGGGCACUGCAGAAACCCUCCAGAUGAUCGGAAACGCUUUGCUUCAAGUUGCCACAAGGGAUACUGACCUGGUUGUAAAUGGAGAAGCCCUUGAUGCUUUGUUUGACGUGUUUGCGGAUGGAGAGGAGGCAGAGACGGCUGCGAAAAACAUCAGUUUGCUGUCUGCACUGAAGGCACUUCAGCCAGUCUUCAAGGACAAGAUUCGCAAAAAAGGAAAAGGCAAAUACAGCCCUCAGCAGCUGUGUGUGCUGGAUAACAUCAGAGUGAACCUGAGAAGAUUUAUUGGUUAUCUGGAGAAGGUGGUGAAAAAAUAAGGACUUUGUGUGGCUAUUAAAACCUCUGUGGUUUGGACAAAUAUGCCGGCAGGAGCAUAGAAUGAGACAGAAUAUGGUUGUGCAACCAUCGAGUAUUUAUGUUUAUAUUCUCUAAAUAAUGGUUUACUGUUUUAGUAAUGUGCAUUUGUUGUGGAGAGUGAAGGGUGGAGUCUAAUAACUGUUACGGUAUGUUGCAGUUAGCCCCCCUCCCCACACCUAAAGGAUUUUCAGACUUGUGUUUGUGUAUUCAUGUCUCACCGAAACAUUUUAAGAGAUCAGGUGUGGGAUCAGCUUUUUUUCUUGGGUAUCCUUCAUUUAGCCAGAUAUUUACAUAGUGGGCCUAACAGUUGUGUUUGCAGUGCUGCUACAAGAAGGCUGAUCUCUUGUAAGUAUCUGAAUAGUUAUAAGAAGGAUCAUAGUGAUGGCAUUUGCUUUCUGGAUAUAGAUUGUAUGUUGGAAUUAUGGUUUUCCGAUGAACACACUGGCCUGCCUACACAUUUUUUUUUCAGUUAUUGAAGUUUGGUGGUAGAUUUUUUUUAAAUCUGUCAGUAACACUAUAAUGCAUCUGACUAAAUAAAUGAGAAAACAAUAUUUUUUUCAUUAAAAGAGGUCAAGGGUCAAUCAGCAUCCAGGAUUGCUGCUAUGUCCCUCGUAGCCUAUUCUGCAGCUGAGCAGAUCUGAACUAUGUAAAUCCCAGAAUUGUCUGUUUUGAGCCUUAUCCGGGGAUCAGCAUGGUUUACAUGACAAAAAUAUUCAGCUUUUCUUGUCAGGGUUUCUUAGACAUUUUCAGCAAAAUACCCAUGAAAUUGCUUAUUUGUUUUUGUAAAAAAUUAAAUGAAUGUCACUAGACUGUGAAGGACUACCCAUUUUGAAAU
Messenger RNA from Archocentrus centrarchus (flier cichlid), 3034 nucleotides. RefSeq names its product HEAT repeat containing 3 (gene heatr3). NCBI's taxonomy places the organism in Eukaryota, Metazoa, Chordata, Actinopteri, Cichliformes, Cichlidae. Gene Ontology annotation, biological process: protein import into nucleus; ribosomal large subunit biogenesis. The coding region runs from base 135 to 2159 and encodes 674 amino acids. The record is from RefSeq and is a predicted model, not a curated record. The transcript is spliced from 15 exons.